AUAAAAUUAUAUUGUUUUGAUGACUGAUUCUGACUGUGAGUCAUCGUCUGAAUAAUUAUAAUUAUUAUUUGCUCCUUGUUAGUUUUCUAAUUUAAGGCUGUGCCUAGUGCUAAUCUUAUAGGUCCUCGCGCCUAUUGUUUCUCGUGUUAAAAGUUUUUUAAAAGCCGUCAAACUGGGGAACGAAAUGUCUUCAUCCGCUAUGGAAAAACACCUAUUUAAUUUAAAAUUUGCUGUAAAAGAGUUAGAGAGAAAUUCUAAAAAAUGUGAAAAAGAAGAAAAGGUUGAGAAGGAGAAAGCUAAGAAGGCAAUACAGAAGGGCAACUUGGAGGGGGCUCGGAUACAUGCAGAGAAUGCCAUCAGACAGAAGAAUCAGGCGCUGAAUUACUUGCGGAUGUCAGCUAGAGUAGAUGCAGUGUCAAGCAGAGUGCAGACAGCACUUACUACUAGGAAGGUCACAAACUCCAUGGCUGGAGUAGUAAAAGCAAUGGAUGCGGCAAUGAAAUCAAUGAACUUAGAGAAGAUAUCAACACUCAUGGACAAGUUCGAGAGUCAGUUUGAAGACCUGGAUGUGCAGUCUUCAUACAUGGAGAAUGCAAUGUCACAGACUACCACUACCACAGUGCCUCAGGGAGAUGUUGAUAAUCUAUUGCAGCAAGUUGCUGAUGAAGCUGGUUUGGAGCUUAACAUGGAGCUACCCUCAGGAGUACCGAGCACCUCAGUGGGCACCGCCACCGUGGUGUCACAGGAACAAGACGAGCUCACACAACGACUCGCCAGAUUAAGACAAGCCGAGUAGCUAAUGUUGUACAGAUAUUUGUUAUAGAACCGCGGACGAUCCUGUUAGAAGAACUAAAUAGCCGACCAUAUGUUUGGGAAAAUCUGACGGAUCUGUCUGAUUAACGUGCUUGGAACGUUUUUCAAGCAGCUCUGAAUGUGUUAACAUUGUUAGCCUUUUUAUAGUCCCCACUGCAGAGGCCUGUCUGCCCAUACAACAAAGGAAUGUGCAUUAAUCACCACGCUUGAUCAAGGCGGAUUAUUUCAAACUGUAAGCCCACAUUUCUUCAACAAUUUUUCCUUCAUUGAUGUCUAAGAUACAUGUUGAAAAAAAGUACAUAUUACGUUAGAAAAGUUACAUUACCUCUCCUCUUUCUCUUUGGCAAUAUUUCCCCUCUUUUAGUACUUGAGUCACGUACAUUAACUAUAGAUAGGCCACUACAAUAUCCAAUGUAUAUGGUCGGCUAAUGAUGCAUAUUGUCUUUUAUAUUAUUGUGCA
Messenger RNA from Helicoverpa zea (corn earworm), 1273 nucleotides. It is a transcript of the gene Chmp1, whose product is annotated as charged multivesicular body protein 1b. Gene Ontology annotation, cellular component: multivesicular body; ESCRT III complex. Gene Ontology annotation, biological process: protein transport; endosome transport via multivesicular body sorting pathway; late endosome to vacuole transport. The record is from RefSeq and is a predicted model, not a curated record. Lineage: Eukaryota; Metazoa; Arthropoda; Insecta; Lepidoptera; Noctuidae. The coding region runs from base 185 to 796 and encodes 203 amino acids. The transcript is spliced from 4 exons.